This is a messenger RNA of Pseudocercospora fijiensis CIRAD86, 612 nucleotides long. RefSeq lists its product as uncharacterized. The transcript has 2 exons. The annotation marks the transcript as partial. The record is from RefSeq and is a predicted model, not a curated record. NCBI's taxonomy places the organism in Eukaryota, Fungi, Ascomycota, Dothideomycetes, Mycosphaerellales, Mycosphaerellaceae.
UUGCCCAUCAAGCCAAAGAUUACACCUGCUUGUGGAGUCGCCGGUGCCAUCCUGAUCAUUGCCGGAUUGAUCUUGGCCUUCGUGGGAAUCAAGCAUAGACCCACACAGACAUUCCUAAGCACAUCUUUAUUGAUCGCGCUUGGAAUUGAGGUCCUUGUCAUUUACCUCAUGCACCCGCCGGUUCCAGAUGCCAUUCAAGGUGCAUAUGUGGUUGCCGGAGUUGUUGGAGGCUGUCUUUUGGGCUCUCUGGCUUUGAUAUUCAAGGAAGUUUCCGAAGGCUUCGGAUGUGUCUUGGGAGGCUUCUGCUUUGCCAUGUGGCUCCUCACUCUGGCUCCAGGUGGUUUGAUUCAGAAUCAGGUCGGGCGCAUCAUCCUCAUUGGCGUCUUUUGCGCAGCAUGUUUCUCCCUGUACAUCAGCCGCUACACUCGAGUGUACGGCAUCAUUGGCUGCACGUCUUUCGCUGGAUCUGUCGCCUUUGUCCUGGGCAUCGAUUGUUUCAGUAAAGCCGGACUGAAGGAGUUUUGGAUGUACAUCUGGAAUCUGAACGACGACGUUUUCCCCCUUUUCACUGAUACCUACCCAAUCAAUCGUAACAUGAGAGCGGAACUCGCG